This is a messenger RNA of Limulus polyphemus (Atlantic horseshoe crab), 3302 nucleotides long. It is a transcript of the gene Nprl3, whose product is annotated as GATOR complex protein NPRL3-like. The transcript has 15 exons. The record is from RefSeq and is a predicted model, not a curated record. Gene Ontology annotation, biological process: negative regulation of TORC1 signaling; positive regulation of autophagy; TORC1 signaling. NCBI's taxonomy places the organism in Eukaryota, Metazoa, Arthropoda, Merostomata, Xiphosura, Limulidae. Gene Ontology annotation, cellular component: GATOR1 complex. Bases 252 to 2012 code for a protein of 586 amino acids.
UACACUACUGCUCUCUACACUUUAGUUAAUUAAGGAUAAUUUGUUCGUUUGUGUUAUAAGAUAAUUAUAUAGUCCAUUCACUAAAUAUUUCUUUAGAACGUUUUUGUUUGCUUUCUUCGCUCUAUUAUAAUUCCAAUUACGUUGUUACGAUUCUGAUGUUAAUUUUUAAGUCUUGUGCAUGUAAUGUAUCAUAAAUACAGUGUUAUAAAACGUGAAAUUUAAGUUAAUCGUUUUACUUUUAGAAAAGUAAUAUGGAUGAGACUGGACCUUUAGGUUUAUUUUUGGUGAAUUCUGGAAGUAAGGGAGACCGAUUACUUUUUCGCUAUCCAUAUCAAGUCGAUGAUCAGAAAGCCUCCUUGUCGAAGAAAAAACGAAAUAAUCCAUAUGCUUUGAUUGUAAGCGAAGAUUAUUUGAUGAGUACAAGAGGAGCUACAGUUUCUGAACUGAGUGAAAAGAAUGUUUUAAAUGCUUUAAGAUUUCCCGAUAAAGCCCUCUCCAACUUGUUUGCUGUGAAGCUUGAGCUGUGUGACCGAAAGUUUGAGCUGAAAGUAAAUGAUGUUCGCUUCGUUGGCCACCCUACUCCUCUUUCUCAAACAUUCAACCGAGAGCCGUCGUCUGUUCUGAUGUUUAACAUAGUUUUUGCCCUAAGAGUAGGUACUAUAGUUUUUAGGGAAACAGAAUUACACACAUUGUUUAAGUCAAGUUUGAUUUUAAAAAAACAACAAACACCUUCAGAACAUAAAUUAUCUCUUCCCUCAGACAAUGAUCAGUCACCGUAUGAACUCAUUCUGACUAGAUGUCAGUUGGCCCAAGCACUUAAAAAAGUCUUAGAAGACCUUAGAAGCACCGGAGAAGUACAUCUGAGGAUUCAUAAUUGGAUUGAAGUGAGCUUUUGCCUUCCUAACAAGGUUCAUCGGACACAUAACAAAGACAUAUUUAUUGAGCCACAAGCUAUUCAGUCAUGCUUGGCAGCAUUAAAGCCCUAUCAUGGCAUGUUGAUGUUAGUAGAUGUUCAGGAGUUACUCAUGACUCUUCCUCAUGAUGCAUCUCCAGCCUUGGUACGUCUAGUGCAAAUCACAAGUCCAUUGAAGAGCUUGCAACAGUUAUCAGCAGAUACGGACUUAACCCUAACACAGGUCUUUCAGUUAGUUGGACAUUUAGUUUACUGGGCAAAAGCAACUAUAAUAUAUCCACUCUGUGAAAGCAAUGUUUACAUCCUUUCACCAAAUGCUCCAACCUGCAUAAAUUCUCCUCUAGUGGAAAAAUUUCAAGAGAAAUUUGUAGGAAUGUCACUCUUAUCUCAGAUGUCAGAAUUCUCUCUCCCUACCUCCCUGAGUCAGGUGGCUAAUCCCUUAAACAGUCCACAGGAAAAGAAAUCAGAAGAAGAAAAACAUGUAGGGUUGAAGUUCAGAACUGGUGGUGUGCCUUGGAAUGUCAAGGCCCUUCAUUUUCAGCAAGUCCAGACGAUAGUGUGGAUGCUACAACAUCGGUUACUGAUGCAGCUGCACACGUACGUCUAUUUAAUUCCAACUUCACAGCCUCCAUCGUUAUUAAACCUACACGAGCGAGAUAACCGACGUCCAUCUACAGAUGAAGCCCUUUCUGGUGGUCAAGGAUUUAGUCAGUCAGAUUAUGGAAGUUCUUUUCAUAGUGAAGACUCCCUUGGUGGAAGUCCUGUCCAUUCAGCCUUGUCUGGAUCCUCAUCUAAGAGUGGAUCUGAGGAAGAUUUGUCAUCAAGAGAUCCCAGUAAUGGAGAUUUAUUGGCAGAACUGUCUCCAUCAGAAAGAGAGGCCAUCAUGAAAGUUCCGGCAGCUAGUAACACGGACGACUUGAAAUUAUUUGUUAGGUUACGUCCAUACUUUACUGGUAAACACCACUUAGAGGAAAUUAUGUAUUAUGAGAACGUUCGACGAUCCCAACUUGUAGCAGUUUUGGACAAGUUUCGUGAUGUACUGAUUACAUGUAAACAUGAGGAUGCAACAGUUGCAGCUUUUUAUCGUCAUUCAAGAUGAUUAACCGUAAAGAGGGAAGUUAUGCUGAAACACAAACUGAUCUCGGUAUCGUUUCUUAAAACAAUGCCGCAAAAACUAGACAAUAACAGAAUAAUUGGUUACAAGCUUAAACAAUGCCAAUUUUUACUUAUUUGUUUUUAUACUCCACACACUUGUUUGUAGAAGGUAUAUUUUGUUUACACUUUAAAGCAGAGAAGAAGGUUGUAACAUAAUAUGUUUACUGAAUUGUCGUGUUAUUAGGAAAGCGUGGUUACAUAAAAACUUAUCGUAGUACGAAAAAUUUACUGCAUAUCUCGAAGUAAAUUCCAACAGGUUCUUGUAUGCUUUAGUUAAGAAAAUUUAUUAUUUUUAUCUGAUCUUGAGUGAGGAUAGACUUGAAAGAGUAAAAAUUUAGGUUCACAACAAAUAGGGAGUCGAAGGUUAAUGUACUGUUACUUAAAGUUUGAUUUUGUAAACUGUUUCUUUUGUGUGUGAGUGAAAGAAACCUUGCCUAUUAUAUUAUUCUUUAAGCAAGCUUAGAGUUGAAUUAUGAAAAAACUGCUAUGGUAAAUAUGGUAUUACUAAAUCAGCCAGUUAGGAAUGUUUGAACAGUUUUUCCCUUUCUGCUGAUCAUAAGUAAGUUGUUUUUCGAACGUACGAGGCGUACAGAACAAAACAUCUAUAUAUAUAUAUAUAAAAGGUGACUUCUAUGAAUGAACAAACUUCAAGCUAGUUCUUGUUUUUUGAAAUAUAAUUCAUUAGUUUUAUUAGUAGCAAAAGUGAUUGCUCCUGUAUGAUUCAAUCAUAGAUUUAACUAUUAAUCUAUAGCUAAUACGAAAUUACAGAGACUGCCACAGAACUCUGUCAGUGUGGCAAGAGACUUGUUUAGAUUCAGCUAUUAGAAGCAUGAACCUUGUAGUGGUAAAGUUUUAAUUUUUUUUGAGAAUUAUUACCUUUUUUCUGAUUUAUACAGCUGGUGUAUGAGCAAUCGUUCUUUCAAAUUUAUACCUGAUAUAUUUGUUUCUUAAGAAGUUUGAAAAAUAUUUUAGUUAAGAUUCCUUUUACAAUUAAUACUUCAUAUAAUUCACAUUUUAGUAUAACAAUUUUUAAUUCGAACGUUUUGGUUACGUUUAAGAAAUUAAUGCUAAGUACAUAAAAAAAGAUUGUUGGCACAUUAGAUUCACGAAUGUUUUAGUUUUAUUUUUAACUUAACGCCAUCUAGUGAUAGAAUCGAUCUUCUUAUAUCGUGACUACUAGCGAUCAGAGUGUCACCAGUCGUUUCAACAGAGUUCUGCCACGUGGUGGGAAUUA